Molecule: messenger RNA, 3471 nt
Organism: Stereum hirsutum FP-91666 SS1
Lineage: Eukaryota; Fungi; Basidiomycota; Agaricomycetes; Russulales; Stereaceae
Product: RdRP-domain-containing protein
Exons: 19
Coding region: 57-2729 (890 amino acids)
Biological process (GO): siRNA processing
Cellular component (GO): nuclear RNA-directed RNA polymerase complex
Molecular function (GO): RNA-directed RNA polymerase activity
Source: RefSeq, a predicted model, not a curated record
CCUCUCGCUGCCUCUCAUCUCUCUUUACCGGUUGAUCCUGGGUACCAGUCUGCCGCAUGGAUUUCGAUCCUGACAAGUUCGAUCGUGACGAGUUGAAGGAACACCUUCACGAUCUAGGCGUCGAAGAUGGCGUUGACUACAAGAUGGAUGAACUCUUGACGAGAACGACAAAGAAUACUCGAACAGGAAACGAGUUCGGUUUUAAACCUGUACAAGUCUCAGUCGGCUCCACAGCCAAUGGGCAAUUUUACUCUGGUUUCGACCGCGAUGUAGAACCUUCGGGAUACGAUGCAACCUCUCAGGCCGAGAACCACUCGAAUGCUAGUUCCUUCUGGAUUCGCUUCAAAGAAGAGUGGUUCCAAAUGCGACUAUUCCUAAAAGAUCAGCAAGAUCUGGUUUUCAGGCCCUAUGAAUGUCGAAUUCGUUUCCGCGACUUGGUUCAUGGUGGCCUCCGCUUGAGAGCGAAGAGAGCUGGCUCCGAUCAACCUGAUCCUAGGCGUAUUACGGUGACUCUAAUCAUCCAGUCUCGACGUCCUCCAGCAUUCACGCACCGCCUUCCUAAGAUCCUCCCUGGCCCCGUAUACGAUCGUGAUGCGACUGAAGCGGAUUUUUUCUACCCAUGUGUGGAUGAAGCGGCUGCUGGUGCCCUCCAAACCGUGCAUGAUCCACGAGCGACGACGAAUCCUGGUUCGUGGUUCACACAUCAGAUAACAUUCUGCAUAACACUGCGGCAAUACAAACUGCUCUGGAUGUGUAUGGUCCGACUUCGUAUUCUGAGGAUAAACCCCGACUUCUUCCAGCCUUCUGUCCCUAUGAUUAUACAUAAACUGCCUCCUUGGCCCCUCAUAGCACACUCCUUCGCUCACUGGUCGUUUUCCGAUCGCUAUCUUCUCGAAAGUCUCCUCUCGCAUGGGACAAUAACGUUCCCAGAAGUUGACGAUGUAGUGAAGAUUAUCCAUGCGUACUAUAAAGACAACUCGACAAUGGUUUUGGAGGGACUCUUCAAGAGAAGGCGACGAUCUACCAUCGAACAUGAUCUCGGAACUGUCGCUCGUCUCCAGAUCAACAACAGCGCUCCGACCUAUUGUAUGAUGAUCCGGCGUUGCCUUGUCGCCCCGACCAGACUGAUCCUGAUGCCUCCUCAAAUGGAAACAUCCAACAAUCUCCUUCGUACCUUCAAGGAUCAUGCCGAUCGAUUUUUGAGGGUACAGUUCAUACAAGAGGAGAGCGAUCUUACAGUCACAAGAGAAACGAACGAGAUUGACGAUGCUCUUCAAGGGGGUAGGGGUCUCUUCGCCCGCGUGCGGCGAACCUUGAAGUACGGAAUACAUGUAGCUGGGCGGAAGUAUGUCUUUCUGUGCUUCGGAGAAUCACAGUUGAAGUCCAAGGGAUGUUGGAUGAUCGCGGAGAAGGAAGGUUUCAGCGUGCAGGGUAUACUCAAAUGGAUGGGUGAUCUAGACAAAGAGCGUGUCAUAGCUAAACAUGCCGCUCGCCAAGGUCUGUGUCUGAGCACCUCUCGUGCUAUUCCUCUAGAUCUUCAGGUCGAGUUCAUCCAUGACAUCACUAGAACCGAUAGCCAAGGCAAAGAAUAUGUGUUCACAGAUGGUAUGGGUGACUGCAGUCAAGAGGUGGCAAAUGUCUGCGCGAGAUUUAUGGGAAUAGAAGGGGACGUUUCCGCUGUUCAAGUGAGAUAUGGAACUGGUAUCAAGGGCGUUAUCAGCGUGUCCGAAGAUCCGCUGAUGAGGGGUAACCCCUACACACUGAGGGUUAGAGAUAGUAUGGUCAAGUUUAAAAGCAGCAAUCCUGGUUUGAAUGCCCUCAAGGUCGCCACAUAUUCGCCAGCUACACUGAACCGCCAGGUGAUUCUGCUCAUGGAAAGCCUUGGAGUGUCCCCCGAUACACUUCUAGAUAUCUUCAAAACGGAGAAGACGAAGAUCCAAGGACUCGAGGCGUCUUUCGGCCAGGAGCGGCUCAGCAGAGCAUCUGCCUUUCCUCUGGAAAAGGCUCUAGAUUCUGGGUUUAAAGACGACCCAUUGGUGGCGAGCAUUGUUCGGUUGGUUAAAUGUCGCCUACUGAGUGACCUGAAAUGGAAGGCAUGGAUUGAAAUUCCGAAGAGCGCAUUUUUGAUGGGCGUCGUUGAUCCCACCGGAACGCUCCAGGAAGGCGAGAUUUUCUGCCAAAUACAACCACCAAAUUCAUCACCUUCAGUAGUGGUAGGCGACUGUACAGCGUACAGAAACCCAUGUCUUCAUCCAGGAGACGUACGGAGUGUAAAGGCUGUGGACUAUAUGUCGAUGCGUCAUCUCAGAAACGUGAUCGUCUUUUCAACCCUUGGUCAUCGACCUCUUCCGAACAUGAUGGGUGGUGGUGACGUGGACGGCGAUUUUUUUAGUCUCAUAUGGGACGAUCGCUUUCGGCUGGGUUCUGAAUACGAGCCAAUGGACUAUACCGGGCCUACACCAGUCAAAAGCAUUCUCCCCGUCACCGUAGACCAAACAAAGAAGUUUUUCGUCGACUUCAUCAGAAAUGACCUCCUUGGCGCCGUGUGUAAUACCCAUAUGGCUCUUGCAGAUGAACACGGUCCAUAUCAUGAUGAUUGUCUCAAGCUCGCCGCACUGGCUUCUCAGGCGGUAGAUUUCGUGAAGACAGGCGUGCCUGUAAGUCACAAUGACAUCCCCAAAGUCGAUGAAUAUCCAGAUUUUAUGGGACCGGUCAGUAUCGAGCCAUGAUCCACCAUGUCCAAUUCUCGAAGGCAAAUGACCGUUUCAUAUCUCCUAGAAAUUCCGGAAGGAAGGCGUUUUCAAGAAAAACCAGGUCAAAUCACGACAGACCUCAAAAGUCUUAGGAAGAAUGUUCCGUGAGAUCGAUCCGGAGCCCGAGUUUAACGAGCUCAAGGAACUGAAGAAUUCGGUCGAUCCUCUGGAUCGUAUCGCGGCGUUGGGACCUUCGCAGGAAUACCAGCCAUAUCUCCGUCUGGUAGCGAAGGAAAUGCUCCACUAUGAUUUCGAGCUUACCGGGCUUAUGAGACGGUAUGGGAUCAGUGAAGAAGAAUGCGUCGCUGGACUCCUUCUGCGAUCUAGAGAUACGAGAGUCAAGCUCGAAAAGGAUUACGAUUUGAACAUUGCUGUUCGAGAAGCGUACACGGAGCUGAAGAGGCAGUUCAUAAGACACAUGCACGAGUGCAUUAAGGACAACCGCGUCUCCUCCGAACUCCAGACCGACCAUCGCGCAUGGGCACUUAUCUCAUACAGGAUCACAUACGAUCCCACAUACAGCCAGUACCGUGAGAUUUGCUGGACCGAGAAUGCGCAACCAGCGUUGGAUGGGGUGUGGAGUCAGGAGAGUCUAGCCAAAGAAGACGAAGCAAGCGAUGAAGACGGAUUGUUGCCCGAGCUGGAACUUCGUUACAGUUACCCUUGGUUAUUCGUCGACGAUCUGACGUGUUGGCUUCAAUCUCCUUGAUUAUAUUCC